This is a messenger RNA of Sapajus apella (tufted capuchin), 3073 nucleotides long. RefSeq names its product Yip1 domain family member 5 (gene YIPF5). Gene Ontology annotation, cellular component: trans-Golgi network; membrane. Bases 398 to 1171 code for a protein of 257 amino acids. Gene Ontology annotation, biological process: endoplasmic reticulum to Golgi vesicle-mediated transport; vesicle fusion with Golgi apparatus; regulation of ER to Golgi vesicle-mediated transport. The transcript has 6 exons. The record is from RefSeq and is a predicted model, not a curated record. NCBI's taxonomy places the organism in Eukaryota, Metazoa, Chordata, Mammalia, Primates, Cebidae.
CGGGCAUGCCCCGGAAGCAGUUCUUUGGCCCUGUGACACGUAGCAACGGGGCUAGUUCAGGUUCUGAAACUGAGUUUGGGGAUUGUUUGGGACUGCUGAAGAUACUGCCUUUGCCGCCAGCGCAGCCUCAGCGUUUGGUGAGUGACCCAGGCCCGUGGCACACUGUUCGGCUUCUCUCCACACCUGUGCAAAUGGGCUUGUUGCCGUCUUUCGGCGCCGCGCCCUGGUCCUUUCGCUCAGACCCUCGCUCCCAUUCAAGCCCUUGCUCUGAUGCGGGCCCCUGCACCUCAGGCGCGACCUUCCAAGAUUCUGCACUUUCCUGGCAGGCGGCAGGCCUUACGUUUCAAGGAAGCAGUCGCGUUGUCGGCUGUAAAGCCCUGUCCCAAGAUUAUUUGCAAUGUCCGGUUUUGAAAACUUAAAUACGGAUUUCUACCAGACAAGUUACAGCAUCGAUGAUCAGUCACAGCAGUCCUAUGAUUAUGGAGGAAGUGGAGGACCCUAUAGCAAACAGUAUCCUGGCUAUGACUACUCGCAGCAAGGCCGAUUUGUCCCUCCAGACAUGAUGCAGCCACAACAGCCAUACACUGGGCAGAUUUUCCAGCCAACUCAGGCAUAUACCCCAGCUUCACCUCAGCCAUUCUAUGGAAACAACUUUGAGGAUGAGCCACCUUUAUUAGAAGAGUUAGGUAUCAAUUUUGACCACAUCUGGCAAAAAACACUAACAGUAUUACAUCCAUUAAAAGUAGCAGAUGGCAGCAUCAUGAAUGAAACUGAUUUGGCAGGACCAAUGGUUUUUUGCCUGGCUUUUGGAGCCACAUUGCUACUGGCUGGCAAAAUUCAGUUUGGCUAUGUAUAUGGGAUCAGUGCAAUUGGAUGUCUAGGAAUGUUUUGUUUAUUAAACUUAAUGAGCAUGACAGGUGUUUCAUUCGGUUGUGUGGCAAGUGUCCUUGGAUAUUGUCUUCUGCCCAUGAUCCUACUUUCCAGCUUUGCAGUGAUAUUUUCUUUGCAAGGAAUGGUAGGAAUCAUUCUCACUGCUGUGAUUAUUGGAUGGUGUAGUUUUUCGGCUUCCAAAAUAUUUAUUUCUGCAUUAGCCAUGGAAGGACAGCAACUUUUAGUAGCAUAUCCUUGUGCUUUGUUAUAUGGAGUUUUUGCCCUGAUUUCUGUCUUUUGAACUGAAUUUAUCUGGAAUGUGGACAUCAGUGGGCCAAAUGUGCAAAAAGGACCUUGAACUCUUAAAUUGGACCAGUGAAACUGCUGCAGUGCAACUGUCAUGCAGAUUUACAUUUGACUGUUGGAGCAAUGAAAGUAAACGUGUACCUCCUGUUCAUUUUUAUAGAACUUUGAAUACUAUAUUGGGUUUAUCUGCAGUGCGACUAGCUUUAAAUGUUUGUGUUUAUACAAAUAAGAAAUGCUAUUUCUUUCUGGUUCCUGCAGCCUUUGAAAAACCUUUUCUUUGCAAAUUACAAUGUUUUUGAUAGAUUUUUAUCAACUGUGGGAAACCAAACACAAAGCUGAUAAUCUUUCUUAACAACAACCCAGACAUAGUAAAGAAGACUUACUGCAAAAAAUAUUUUUCCGAGGAUUUAGGAAAGAAAAAUUGCCUUUUAUUCUCAAGUUCAGGUACACUCAAAGCAAAAAAGUGAUCCAAAUGUAGAGUAUGAGUUUCCACUCCAAAAAUUUGGCAUUACUGUAAAUUAUCUCAUGGAAUUUCUGCUAAAAUUCAGAGCUAUAGGAAGUUCACAGUCUACCUUAUUGUAGACAUGAAAUGUGAACACUUAUUUAGAUAUUAGUGUUAACUAAAGCUUAGUGACCUGGAAUGGUUGCAUUGAUGCUCAUGGUUGGGUCUCCACAUUUCCCAAAAAAGAAAAAAAUCACUAACCUUUUUUGAGAAAAAUACUUAAAGUUUUACAGUUUCAGUAUUGCAGUUAUCAAUGUAAAGUACAUUUGAAUGCUUAUUAAUUAAAACUUUCUCAAUUAAUUUUAACUGUGUUGUUGAGUUUACUUUUACUAAACCACUGUUCUCUUUGUCUCUUUUAACUAGGCUCUGAUUUUGACUCCUAAUUUAACCUAAGCUUUAAGAAUAGAAUCAGCUAGUAUAGAAUCAGACAAAAAGGGGAUUAAGUGAGAAGCAGAUUACUUUGAGUUACAUUAUUUUCUUGUAUUGAAUAUGUUUGAUUUAUAUUGUCAUGUUCUCUUGCCAGAGAGUUUUAGGAAAAUACUGUAUCUUGUAUACUGAUCAUUGGACAAACCCCAAUUAUAGUUAUGAGAAAGAUAUGGUAUGGGUAGAAAAAUGUUGCUUUUUUUAAAAAAAGAGACUUUCAGACUAAAUAAAAAGAAAUACCAAACUGAUAUAUCCAUGGUCCUUUUUUAGAGCAAGCUUUCAAAGCAUAAAAAGAGAUUGAGAGAAUUAACAUAUUUAUUGAUUCACAUAAGUGUUUUUUUUUUCAUUCUUAAUCUGAAGAAACCCACUUGCCAUUAAUUUGUUUGGGCUAGGUUUUCAUACUUACCAAAUUAGUUUAGGAAAGCAAUUUGGUAGGUUUUCAAACUUAGCAAAUUUUAUAUUGUAAUUCUUGUGUAGUAUUUUGUCUUUGCAAUUCAUUUGUCUUUUUCAAUAUAGUUCUUGUUAAGGCAAAUGUAACAAUGUCUUUCAUUAAUAUCCAAUUCUUGCUAAUAAACAGUAGAAGAUGCUUUGGGAAUUAAGAUCAUCUCACUGUUGGUUAGACUUAACACUGCUAAUCUUCAGCCAAAUACCACAAAUGGAUGAAAUUAUUUUCUUAUUUGUUGUUUACUCUAUCCCCAACAAAAUUUUUAGUUUAAAUCAUUUUAGAGAUUUUUUGUUGGUGGUGGUGGUUAUUUUUUAUUUAGCUCCAAAAUAAUAAGGUGCAAAACUAUUUUAUCCUUAACUGUUGCUGUCAAAACAGCUAUGCGAUAGAGUUGCAUUUGAUGCAACUUUAGUUCUAGAGUUUGUUUGGUUACCUGCAGAGUCAUAUAUAGCCAAAACUUCUCUUAAUCAAACCCUUCUUAAAAAUAUAAUAUAUGUAGUCAUAUACACAUUAAAGACUGUUGUACUGUG